Manduca sexta (tobacco hornworm) is the source of this 6697-nucleotide messenger RNA. It is a transcript of the gene DNApol-epsilon255, whose product is annotated as DNA polymerase epsilon catalytic subunit 1. The record is from RefSeq and is a predicted model, not a curated record. Gene Ontology annotation, molecular function: nucleotide binding; single-stranded DNA 3'-5' DNA exonuclease activity; DNA binding. Gene Ontology annotation, biological process: mitotic cell cycle; base-excision repair, gap-filling; DNA replication proofreading. Gene Ontology annotation, cellular component: epsilon DNA polymerase complex; nucleus. Lineage: Eukaryota; Metazoa; Arthropoda; Insecta; Lepidoptera; Sphingidae.
AUGGUACUUCAGAACUCUGGAAAGUUUAGAAAGGAUAAAGAAGAUCCGAGUAAAAGAGAAGCUAGUACAUCUUCGGGGCCACGGGAAGAAUCAUCAGAAAAUCGAAUUCGUGUUGCCCUAGAUAAUGACAGAAUCGACUCUAAAUAUGGUUUCGACAGAAUACGAGACCUCAAAGAGAGGACAGGUUACCUAAUAAAUAUGCACACGGCAGAAGUAUUAGACGAGGACAAAAGACUGGUUGCAGCUAUGGACUAUUACUUCAUAGAGAUGGAUGGCUCUAGAUUUAAGGUGUCCCUAACAUUUCAACCAUACUUUUUAAUCAUGGCACGUAAGGAAUGUGAACAGGAAGUCAUACAGUAUUUGUAAAAAUAUGCAGGCACCAUACACAAAAUUGAUGUUAUUGAAAAAGAGGAUCUGGAUUUGCUCAAUCAUCUAUCAGGGUUGAAACAAAGGUACAUAAAGCUGUCAUUCAUGUCACAAAAUGAUAUGAUGAAAGUGAGAAGAGAGAUCCUUACUGCUGUCAAUAAAAACAAAGAGAGGGAGAAGAAAGAUGCAAUAUAUGCUGACUUGUUAACAAAUGCUCUUACUAGUGCAGCGGCUAUAGAACAUGCGAAGAAAACUACUGAUCACAUGGAGAAUGUUUUGGAUAUACGGGAACAUGACGUCCCCUACCAUGUAAGAGUUUCAAUAGACAUGCAAAUAUUUUGUGGCACAUGGUACACAGUGAAAAGUAGGGGAACGGAUACCCCCUUUUUCACGAAACGGGAUGACAUCAUCGAAAGACCGGACCCUAUAGUACUGGCUUUCGAUAUAGAGACAACGAAGUUGCCGUUAAAAUUCCCAGACUCUCAGACUGAUCAAAUUAUGAUGAUUUCAUACAUGAUUGAUGGGCAAGGAUAUUUGAUUACGAACAGGGAAAUUAUAUCAGUCGAUGUUGAGGAUUUUGAGUAUACACCAAAACCGGAGUUUGAAGGAAACUUCAUAAUAUUCAACGAAGCUAAUGAACUGGCGUUGAUCCAGAAGUUUUUUGAUCACAUCAUGGAUGUUAAGCCUCACAUUUUCGUGACAUAUAACGGCGAUUUCUUCGACUGGCCGUUUGUAGAAGCGCGCGCGGCGACUCUGGGGCUAGAUAUGAAGCAAGAGAUAGGAUUCAGUAAAGUGGCAGCUCGCGACGGGACCUACGCAUGCCGUCCAGCGAUGCACAUGGAUUGCCUGUGUUGGGUUAAAAGAGAUUCAUACUUGCCGGUGGGUUCGCAAGGUUUGAAGGCUGUCGCUAAAGCGAAACUGAGGUAUGAUCCGGUGGAACUGGACCCAGAGGACAUGUGCAGGAUGGCUGCUGAGCAACCUCAGGUGCUGUCGAAUUACUCUGUGUCUGAUGCUGUGGCGACGUAUUAUUUGUAUAUGAAAUACGUACACCCGUUUAUUUUCGCUCUGUGUACUAUCAUCCCUUUGGAGCCAGAUGAGGUGCUGCGUAAAGGCUCGGGUACUCUCUGCGAGUCCUUACUCAUGGUCCAAGCAUUUCACGCCAACAUAGUGUUCCCCAACAAGCAAGUAGAGGAACUAAAUAAACUGACGAGCGAUGGACACGUACUCGAAACUGAGACCUAUGUGGGUGGACAUGUGGAGGCGUUGGAAUCUGGUGUAUUCAGAGCUGAUAUUAAAUGCAAAUUCAGAAUCGUUCCGUCAGCCAUAGACAAGUUGAUGGAAACCACAGAGAAGACGAUGAAACAUGCCAUAGAGGUGGAGGAGGGCAUCCCUCUGGACAUGGUGACUAACUUCGACGAGGUCUGUGCUGAGAUUAAAGCGAAGUUACAGCAUAUGAAGGACCAUCCUAGAAGAGAUGAAAAUCCGCUUAUAUACCAUUUAGAUGUCGGUGCUAUGUACCCUAAUAUCAUUUUGACUAACAGGUUACAACCGUCUGCGAUGGUAAACACUAGCAUUUGCGCAGUGUGUGACUACAACAAGCCCGGCGCCACGUGUCAGAGGCACAUGGAAUGGAUGUGGCGCGGAGACUUCUUGCCCGCGACGAGAAGUGAAUACCAGCGCAUCCAGCAACAACUGGAGACGGAGAAGUUCCCCCCACUACACCCUGGCGGACCGACCAGAGCUUUCCACGCAUUGCCAAAAGAAGAUCAGGCUGCGUACGAGAAGAAGCGUCUGGCAGAUUACUGCAGGGUGGCGUACAAGAAGACUAAAGUGACCCGGACCGAAGUGCGCACCACCACGAUAUGUCAGAAGGAGAAUUCGUUCUACGUCGACACCGUUCGCGCGUUUAGGGAUCGUCGCUACGAGUACAAAGCCCUCAACAAGCAAGCGAAGGCGAAGGUGGCGGAGGCUGUGGCGAGCGGAGACGCGGCCGAGAUCAAAACUGCUAAGAGCAGGGAGGUGUUGUACGACUCGCUGCAGCUCGCUCACAAGUGCAUCCUCAACUCCUUCUACGGCUAUGUCAUGAGGAGGGGAGCUCGCUGGCACAGUAUGGAGAUGGCGGGUAUAGUGUGUUACACCGGCGCGAACAUCAUCAUGCGCGCCAGGGAGAUCAUCGAGCAGGUCGGCCGUCCCCUCGAGCUUGACACUGACGGUAUCUGGUGCAUUCUGCCAUCUUCGUUCCCGGAGAAUGUAACAGUUCACACCACUCACGCUAAGAAGAAGAAAAUCAAUGUCUCCUUCCCCAAUGCAGUUCUCAAUGCUAUGGUUAAAGAUCAUUUUACAAACGACCAAUACUUUGAGCUGGUGGACCCUGAAGGUAAAAAGUACGAGCAACGUUCAGAAAACUCGAUAUUCUUCGAAGUGGACGGUCCGUACCUCGCUAUGGUGUUACCUGCUUCUAAAGAGGAGGGCAAAAAGCUGAAGAAAAGAUAUGCUGUGUUCAAUUUUGAUGGAUCUUUGGCGGAAUUGAAAGGGUUCGAAGUGAAGCGUCGCGGAGAGCUCCAGCUCAUUAAAAUAUUCCAAUCAUCUGUAUUCGAAGCUUUCCUCAAAGGCAACGACCUGAAGUCCUGCUAUAGUGCAGUGGCCAAAGUGGCGGAUUACUGGCUGGACGUUUUGUAUAGCAAGGGUUCAAAUAUGCCCGACUCUGAACUAUUCGAAUUGAUAUCAGAGAAUCGUUCCAUGUCUAAGAAGUUAGAAGAUUACGGCGGUCAGAAGUCGACGUCCAUAUCGACUGCCAAGCGCCUCGCCGAGUUCCUCGGUGAUCAGAUGGUGAAGGACGCCGGGCUAGCGUGCAGGUUCAUCAUCUCGAAGAAGCCGGAGGGCGCGCCGGUGACGGAGCGCGCGGUGCCGCUGGCGAUCUUCCAGGCGCCCGCCGCCGCGCGCCGACACUGCCUGCGGCGCUGGCUCAAGGACUCCGCGCUCGGCGACCACGUCGACAUCCGCGACGUGCUGGACUGGGGCUACUACAUCGAGCGGCUCAGCGGCGCCAUACAGAAGAUCAUCACCAUACCCGCCGCCAUGCAGGGCUUGGACAACCCUGUCCCUCGGGUUCAGUACCCAGACUGGCUGCACAAAAAAAUGUUAGCUAAAACUGACAAAUAUAAGACGAGGAAGAUCACCGAUAUGUUCACAGCUCAGCCUAAAGAAUUGAAGUCCACUGAAGAACCUUCUGGAAGCAACAACGGCGAGUCUAUGGAUACCGAAGUAGACAUAGAAGAUAUAGGGAAGGUCAAUGUGGACAGAGGUGGGGUGAUUCGCCCCGUAGUACACACAGUGAAGAGGAAACGAGAGGAGUCGCCUACCAAGGAGGCAACCAGUUGGAGGGAAGCGUUGGGACCCCCUCCGCCCUUCGGAACUACAAAGGAAGAACGAAAACAAUGGAUAUUGUUUCAAAAGAAGAAAUGGAUGUGGCAAAUGGAGCAGAGGGGUCUGCGCAAUAGAAGUAAAAGAGGGAAGAUGGACAUGGAGCCGCGGCCGGCGCCCCGGAGCGGCGCGACGCUCGGCGGGUUCAUCCAGCGCGCGCAGCGGACGCUCCUCAACACGCCGUGGCAGAUCGUGCAGAUCCUGGAGACCGGUGAGCCGGGCCUGUUUAAGCUGUGGGCGCUGGUGGGCGCGGAGCUGCACCAGGUGAAGCUGUCGGUGCCGCGCGUGUUCUACGUCAACCAGCGAGUGGCUCGCGCCAGUGAGCGCGGCCAGUACUGGCGCAAGUGCAGUCGCCUGCUGCCGCGCGGCCGCCCCGCCGCACACCUCUACCAGUACAGCGUGCCCGAGCAUCUGUACAGGGACCACCAGGAGGAACUAAUGGGCGAGUUGUCGGCGCCGGAGAUCGAAGGUAUCUACGAGACGCAGAUGAGCUUGGAGUUCAGGGCGCUGAUGCAGCUCGGGUGCAUCGCCGCCGUCGAACCGCAAGAGGCCAGGCGGUUAAUUAACUUCGGAUCAAACAAUAUGGAUUCAUUUCAGCUAAAUCAACUCCAAUUCAAGAGUGUUGCGCACCAACCUUAUCUCCAGAAACAGGACGGUGUUGCUCCAAUAAAACACAUAUACUUGUAUCACCACUCGGCCCAGAACUCUAGUCGUAGCAUGUGGGCGCUGAUACUAGGCCCCAUGAAGAAGGGCUACAUAUACGUGCUGGACACGGUGAAGACUAACCAAAUGCCAAAUAUGAACACGCUCUACGCGGCCGAGAGAACUGCCAAGAUAUCUCAGGGCGUGGAGGAGCUGAAGCUGGGCUGCGCGGAGCUGUCGUGGGAGGUGUCGGUGGAGACGGAGGCACGCGCGGUCAUGCGGGGGCUGGCGCGCGCGCUGCAGCGGUACCGCCUGGAGCGCGCCGGGCCCACGCUGCUGGCCGCGCAGGCGCCGCUCUCGCCGCACGCACUGCACGCGCUGCUGCCCGGCUUAUCCGACUUCCCGAUGGUGCCACUGCACGUCCGCGACGUGGAGACGCUGUACAACACCCUGGAGUGGCAGCGCAUCGGUGCCAGGGCCAUCGUCCGCCACUACCUGAACCUCGAAGCCGUUCUGGAUCUUACCAUAGAACAGUGCAGAUAUUUUCACGUGCCAUUGGGCAACAUGCCGGCAGACCCGACGCUGUUCGGCGCUGACCUGUUUUUCGCACGGCAUCUCGUCAAACAUAAUUUCAUAUUGUGGUGUUCCGACCUCGAACGACCGGACCUCGGCGGCAGAGAGAUCGACGACAACAGGCUGGUGAGCUCCGUGGAGGAGGCGGGCGCGUGGCACCACGGCGGCAGCGGCGCGUACGGCGGCGUGUGCGUGGAGCUGGAGGCGGACGGGCUCGCCGUGUGCGCGCUGCUGCAGGCGCCCGCCGUGCUCGGCGCCGAGGGCACGUCCGCCGCCACGGCCUUCGGCGCCGCGCCGCCCUCCGUGCACCUCGCGCUCAGCGCCGCCGGCCCCAACGCGUCGGAGAACUACGACGAGACGGCGCAGUGCAGCGCGGCGUUCAGAGUUCUGCGCACGAUGAUCGCGUCGUGGCUCCGUGACGUCACUCUAUACAAAAACGUCUUCGCAGAUUUUCAAAUAUCGCAUUUCUACAGAUGGCUUAAAACUCCCACGUCGUUACUAUACGACCCGGCGCUGCGCCGCACUCUCUACAAUUUGAUGAAGAAGCUGUUUCUCAUGUUGGUGGCGGAGUUCAAACGGCUGGGCUCGGUCAUAGUGUACGCUGACUUCAACAAGAUCAUACUCAGCACGAAGAAAAACUCUGUCAUGGACGGCAUUGGCUACGUGGAGUUCGUUGUGCAGAGCAUCAGAAACAAGGAGUUGUUCCACGGCAUCGACAUUCGAUACAAGCAAUGUUGGGCGUAUUUGCUAUGGUUGGACGAUUCAAAUUACGCGGGUGUACAGGGCAAAUUACCGGAGGGUUUGACAGAAGUGGGUUCAUCACAGGUGCCACCUAGCGAAGAGAGUGAAAAAGAGGAGGAGGGAUCAAUAACGAUGCACUGGAACCUGUUGAAUUUCCUCCCGAACGGCGUGCGGGAGCAUUUCAGCACUGCGGUGGCGGGGUUCAUCAGCGCCGCCUACUCCGAGCCGCAGCAGCUGCCCGCGUUACUGCAGGGGGAGAUCUCGCAGAAGCUCUUCCAGGUGACGGAGCGCAUUCACAGCCGCAUGUCGGUGUUGCGGCCGGGCGACCUGCCGCCCACCGCGGGGCUGCGCGCAGGCGCACUGCCGCCCGACGCCUCGCCCGCGCUUCUCUACGUCAACGCCGUCUGCAAGGUGUUCUCGCUUGACACUGCGCUCGACGAAGAGGUGACCCUCCUCCGGCGGAACCUGCUGCGGCUGAUCGGCGUGGGCGAGUUCAGUUCGCGAGCGGAGUGGCGCGACCCGUGCGCGUCGUGCGUGCUGUCGGAGCUGAUCUGCAAGGUGUGCAACCACUGCCGCGACCUCGACCUGUGCCGCGACACGCACCGCGCCAUCGACAAUGACGUGCCGGUGUGUUUAUGCACAACUUGCGGCGCACCGUACGACAACCAGGAGUUGGAAUGGAGACUGAUCGAAAUCCUGAACAGAAGAGCCAUGACCUUCACGCUACAAGAUCUCAUCUGCAGCAGAUGUCAUCAGGUGAAACGCGACAAUUUGUCCGUAGUGUGCGAAUGCGCUGGCGAAUUCGUGCUUAUGGUGACUGCAGAAGAUAUAAAAGAGCAAAUCAUCACAUUCAAAACUAUUGCCGAGUAUUACCAAAUGCCUUUACUGUUAGAACAAAUUGAAUUUAAUCUUAACAAUAUGUGAUAUAGAAUAAUAAACAUAAGUAAUUUUA